CCAGAAGGAUGACUCUUCUACCCAGACGUCUUGACCAAACUUGCAUUGAGGAGUUUCUCAGCAGCUUUGAUAAUGUAUUAUCAGAUUGUGACGGUGUUUUGUGGUAUGGUGACACUUUAUUAGGCCAGGCAAAUGAAGCUUUAAACCAGCUUCGAGCUUUAGGGAAGAAGAUAUUUUAUGUGACAAAUAAUUCUACUAAAUCACGUGAUGAAUAUGUUGCCAAGUGUAAGCGACUUGGCUAUAUAGCUGACAAGGAAGAGAUUGUGAGUUCAUCAUAUGUAAUGGCUCAGUAUCUCAAACAACUAGACUUCAAUAAAAAAGUGUAUAUUAUAGGAAUGUCGGGAAUGACAAAGGAGUUGGAUGACGUUGGGAUUGGACACAGUGAAGUUGCACCAGAACCUCUGACAGGACAUGUCUUUGACUUGGUGGAUACGAUAAAACUAGAUCCAGAGGUUGGGGCUGUGGCAGUUGGUUUCGAUGGUCACUUCAGCUUCCCGAAAAUCAUGAGAGCUGCAUCAUACUUAAACAACCCAAAUUGUUUAUUUAUUUGCACAAAUACGGAUGAAAAAUUUCCAAUUGAAAAUAGCUCUCUUAUAUUUCCAGGUACUGGUUGCCUUGUAAAAUGUGUGGAGGUAGUUGCUGAACGCCCACCAGUAGUAAUGGGAAAGCCUUCAGAGAAGAUGUUUAGUGUCAUCAGUGAUAAGCAUCAACUAAAACCUUCACGUACCCUCAUGAUUGGCGACAGGUGUAACACGGACAUUUUGUUUGGGAAAAAUUGUGGUCUUCACACACUGGUUGUUCUGAGUGGGGUAACAACAAUGAAGGACCUAGAAGACUGGGCUGACAGCGCAGAUGAGGAAAAACACAAAUUGCUAGCAGACUACUACCUACCAGAGCUUGGUGAUCUUGUAUCUCUGUUGAAUAACAGAAAUAUUCAAUAGCUUUCAAAAUCAGCUCAGCUGGUUAUGAGAUUAAGACACAUGUGCAACAUCUGGGUAUCUUUAUUGUAGACGUUUCGCCAUCCAGUGGCUUUAUCAAUACAAAUUCUAGGACAUAACUUGAAGACAGUAGAACUAUGUACAGA
Molecule: messenger RNA, 1084 nt
Organism: Cherax quadricarinatus
Lineage: Eukaryota; Metazoa; Arthropoda; Malacostraca; Decapoda; Parastacidae
Product: glycerol-3-phosphate phosphatase
Molecular function (GO): phosphatase activity
Source: RefSeq, a predicted model, not a curated record